Messenger RNA from Coffea eugenioides, 1751 nucleotides. RefSeq names its product gibberellin receptor GID1C-like. Gene Ontology annotation, molecular function: hydrolase activity; gibberellin binding. The transcript is spliced from 2 exons. Gene Ontology annotation, biological process: positive regulation of gibberellic acid mediated signaling pathway; floral organ morphogenesis; raffinose family oligosaccharide biosynthetic process. The record is from RefSeq and is a predicted model, not a curated record. NCBI's taxonomy places the organism in Eukaryota, Viridiplantae, Streptophyta, Magnoliopsida, Gentianales, Rubiaceae. Bases 148 to 1191 code for a protein of 347 amino acids. Gene Ontology annotation, cellular component: cytoplasm; nucleus.
GGUGGUUGCUGGGCUGGAAUCUUGCAAAUGUGAUCUGCAUGCUGAAGUGGGGUAUUGUAUAUUGAAUUCUUAACUGGGCUUGUGAAUUUGGAGUGGCUAUAGAGUUUCUUCCUCUCAUAAAAAUAAAGAAAGGAGCUUUAGUGAUCAAUGGCUAGGAGUAAUGAGGUUGAUCUUACUGACUCCAAGCGGGUGGUUCCACUGAAUACCUGGAUCCUCAUCUCCAAGUUCAAGUUGUCAUACAAACUCCUUCGCCGUUCAGAUGGGACUUUUGAUCGCCACUUGGCUGAAUUCCUUGAUCACAGGGUUCCUCCCAAUGCAAACCCAGUUGAUGGAGUUUACUCUUUUGAUGUUAUUAUUGACCGGGGAAUCGGCUUGCUUAGUCGAGUCUAUCGACCAGCAGAGGAAGGAGAAGGUUUGCCAACUCUGGCUGAACUUGAAAAACCUAUCACAUCUGAUAUUGUCCCUGUCAUAAUCUUCUUCCAUGGAGGAAGCUUUGCUCAUUCCUCUGCUGAUAGUUCUAUAUAUGACACACUUUGCCGACGUCUAGUUGGUGUUUGUAAGGCGGUUGUGGUGUCUGUUAAUUACCGAUUAGCACCUGAAAACCGUUACCCUUGUGCAUAUGAGGAUGGCUGGACUGCUGUUAAGUGGGUCAGCUCAAGGAAAUGGUUGCAGAGUAAAAAAGACUCAAAAGUUCAUAUAUUUUUAUGUGGUGAUAGUUCUGGUGGUAAUAUAGUUCAUAAUGUUGCUUUAAGGGCAAUAGAAUCUGAUAUUGAAGUGUUGGGAAAUAUAUUGCUCAAUCCUUUAUUUGGUGGAGAAAAGAGAACUGAGUCAGAAGUGCGAUUAGAUGGCAAAUAUUUUGUAACCAUUCAAGACCGUGACUGGUAUUGGAGGGCAUAUCUUCCUGAAGGUGCAGACAGGGACCAUCCUGCGUGUAACCCUUUUGGUCCAAAUGGUAUAAGUCUUGAAGGAGUUAAGUUUCCUAAGAGUCUUGUCGUGGUGGCUGGUUUGGACCUUCUUCAGGACUGGCAGCUGGCCUACGCAAAUGGACUUGUGAAGGCUGGCCAAGAGGUCAAGCUGAUUUAUCUGGAACAGGCAACAAUCGGUUUCUAUUUCUUACCUAAUAAUGACCACUUCCAUGUUGUUAUGGAUGGGAUAAGCAACUUUGUGAGUUCUAAUCGUCAAAUUGUCUAAUCGAGGGGGUACUUACUGAAGAUUGGCAAUUUCUCUGGGUUCAUUUCAGAACUGAAUGGUAGCAUUGAGCACUGAAGUCUGGCAUUUCUCUAGGUACUCAUUGUUCUUUUGGGAUGGUGUGUGGUUGCUUUGUAAGAUUGUAUGAAUAUUGUAGGUACGCUUUGCAUGCAAUUCUGCUCCCACAGCUGGAAUUAGUUGGGUCUCCAGGAGUAUUCCUCCUGCAACUAUUUCUUAGGAUAUAGCCUUAUCGGCUUCAAGAUUGUUGGAACUUAAGCUUACUAGUAGUUUGACGAGUUUCCGCAGCACUGUUUGUAGCAGAUCAGCUGAUUUAGGAUUCAACUUUCCCACUUCUAGACCAGUGAAGAAGGAAACUUUAGGAAUAUGAUUGUUGCAAAACAAUUUAGGGCAGGUGCCCUAGCUGAUGCUGCGUAGUUAGCUAUACUAAUAGAGGGCAUGGAUGGGAAAACAUCCCAUAAUUGUAUAUACUUACAUGCCUUCAAGAACCAUGUGAAGGCUAUUUUUAGUAUUGUGCUGUUAUUGCAACAUUCAUAGCAUCUGUA